AUGUGGGGACCUCUCAACUUCACAUCGUUUUGCAAGCUUCCACGGCUGCACAUCUGGUCUCACCUUUGGGAAAUGGAGAGCUUUGACGAUGUUCCUCUGAUAGGACCCGUGACUCACGAAACGUCUUUUCACAACGAUCACCUACCCAUCUCAUCCAACCCGUCAGAUGGCCCGGCCAAAUCGGAGCUUACGGCGACGCCAGCCUCCACCAUAGCUUCUGGCAAUAUAUCGUCAUCGCGAAUAGAGCGCACUGAUGACCCAAGACUGAGAGCUGAUUCUGAUGUCACAUCGGAGUUUCCACCUUACGCGCAACUUGGACCUCGCAUCGGAGAGGACGAGGAAGGAGACGGCGAAGAUGAAGAGCCGCGGGUGGCGACCUCAUUCGAGCGAGAGGCCUCGACAUCCAUGGCACAGAAACACCGGUCUACAUCGGACAACCCAGAAGACGAAGGUGUCAAUCGUAUGCAUAAGUUCACACUCUAUGAAACUGCCACGAGGUUUUACAUGAUUGGCAUCAAUCUUGCAGAAACUCGAUUUCGAAUCUUGAAGAUUGAUCGUACUUCGGAGUCUGGCGAGCUAGGUAUUACCGAGGAUGAUGUGGUGUACAACAAGAGAGAGAUGGCGCAGUUGUUGGAUGCAAUCGACGACGGAAACAAAAGCUCUGGCGGUCUGAAUCAAAAAUGCAGUGCCUGGGCAUUGCUUGGCUUCAUCAAAUUGACUGGAGCUUACUACAUGCUCUUAGUCACCAAGCGAAGUCAAGUCGCCAUAAUUGGUGGUCAUAACGUUUAUCAGAUCGACGAAACAGAGCUGAUUCCAUUGACCAUGUCGGAAUCUUCACAAUUCAAAGCUGAAAGCCAUCCCGAAGAGGCGCGAUACAUUGCAAUUCUGAACAACCUCGACUUAUCGAAAUCGUUCUACUUCAGCUACUCCUACGAUAUUACCCGCACACUCCAACACAACAUUUGCCGAGAACGGAAUCUUGAUCAACAGGGACAUCCACAGCCCUUUUCGCAAGACUACCAUUCAAUGUUCAUUUGGAACCAUCAUCUUCUUACGCCAGCUUACGAAACUAUCAAGAACCCUUACGAGUGGUGUCUUCCUAUCAUCCACGGAUAUGUGGAUCAGUCCAAGAUGAGCGUGUAUGGCAGGUUGGUUUACAUAACGAUCAUCGCCCGCCGAUCUCGAUUCUUCGCAGGCGCACGUUUCCUCAAGCGCGGUGCAAACGACUUGGGAUAUGUUGCCAACGAUGUGGAGACCGAACAAAUCAUAUGUGAACAAAUCACGACCUCUUUCCACGCGGCAGGGCCAGCACUCCAUGCGAACCCUCAUUACACUUCUUUUGUUCAACAUCGUGGCAGUAUACCACUUCAUUGGACCCAAGAGAGCACAGGCGUAUCACCAAAGCCAGCGAUCGAGCUCAAUCUUGUCGAUCCGUUCUACACGGCUGCGGCUUUGCAUUUCGAUAACCUCUUUGAAAGAUAUGGAGCCCCAGUCUAUAUCUUGAAUCUUGUCAAAUCCCGAGAACGAACCCCAAGAGAGUCAAUACUUCUCAAAGAGUUCACGGAUGCUGUGUCCUACUUGAAUCAAUUUCUUCCCGAGGACAAAAAACUCAUUUAUCAGGCAUGGGAUAUGAGUCGUGCGUCAAAAAGUCGGGAUCAGGACGUGAUUGAAGUAUUAGAAGACAUCGCAGGCGAUAUCAUCCCCAAGGUUGGAUUCUUCAAGAACGGAGAUGAUCCAGAAUCUGGAUUGCGGAUGCAGAACGGCGUCGCUAGAACCAACUGCAUUGAUUGUCUCGAUCGAACAAAUGCCGCACAGUUUGUCAUUGGUAAGAGAGCACUCGGCUAUCAGUUACACGCUCUCGGUAUCAUAGGUAAGACAACGGUGGAGUAUGACAGUGAUGCCGUCAAUCUGUUCACGAACAUGUGGCACGACCAUGGAGACAGUAUCGCCAUCCAGUACGGAGGAUCACACCUAGUCAACACUAUGGCUACCUAUCGCAAGAUCAAUCAAUGGAGUAGCCAGUCUCGUGACAUGGUGGAAAGCUUCAAACGAUUCUACAACAACUCCUUCUUAGAUGCACAACGCCAGGAGGCAUACAACCUCUUCCUCGGGAACUACAUCUUCUCCCAAGGCACUCCGAUGCUCUGGGAUCUUCCAUCUGACUAUUAUUUGCACCAUACCAACCCAAGAUCGCACAGGGAAAAGAAGCGACCUAGCUACAUCUCCUGGUUUACGCCAGAACAUCUGAAAGAGCGAGAGAUGCCUCCGCGCCCUUUCCACCCCAAAGAGCCACUCUCGCACUACGAUGACUUCUGGCUAGAAUAUUACCGACCACUUGCUCUCUCAUCACUUCAAAAGAAUUUCUCAUGGAAAAUGAACUCAACGUCCCGCUAUCUGCCCCCAGUUCGCCCUGGCCACCCGGUUCCUGACUUGAGUCCAUUUGUCCCACGUAUCCCUCCCGAGCAAACCCAGCGAGAGCGCGUACCCCAGCGCAGCGUCAAGAUCCAAGAGCCAUCUGUCAGUCGAAGCCGAGCCUCAUCGAGCACAGUACCAACCGCACAGGUCGAGCAGACCUGGGCCCACCAGCCCCCAUCCUCCUCGAAGAAUCCUCCGGUCACUGGAAUUAUUAAAGAGCCAACUUUCGAAUUCAGCCAGACAGCCAAGGUUCCACCCAUUGAUGCCCCCAGCACGCAAUCAAACCCAAGCAAAGCCCAAAUGACCCAGUGGACUCUUGGUCAACUUGUGAGCGACGCAUUAAACCCGUCCGUGACCGAGGCCGAGCAAGAGGAAUACAAGCGGUACAUCAACCAUCCGCUUCAACUUCCGCUCGUCGUCACGUCUGAGGACGAAAUGACGGCAGCUUCAUUGCAAGACAACGGGUAUAAUCUCGAUUUCUUUGAAUAUGUGAAUCGGUGCAAUGUCGAGGAGUCGGCUCUCAAGGGGGUUGCAGAGGAAAGCUUGGCUGAUUAUGCCGAGUUUUUGAAUAUUUCGGAGGAGGGUCUCACUGUUUCGAGCGAGGAUUAUGAGAAAAAGAGGUAUAAGCGAUACCGCCAGUGGUUGCGCGGAAAGAGCCUCUUCAAACAGCGUGUUGACGUAUGA
This is a messenger RNA of Penicillium brevicompactum, 3099 nucleotides long. Its product is annotated as phosphatidylinositol-3,5-bisphosphate 5-phosphatase. Gene Ontology annotation, biological process: phosphatidylinositol dephosphorylation. Gene Ontology annotation, cellular component: intracellular membrane-bounded organelle. The transcript has a single exon. Gene Ontology annotation, molecular function: phosphatidylinositol-3,5-bisphosphate 5-phosphatase activity. The record is from RefSeq and is a predicted model, not a curated record. Bases 1 to 3099 code for a protein of 1032 amino acids. Lineage: Eukaryota; Fungi; Ascomycota; Eurotiomycetes; Eurotiales; Aspergillaceae.